AUGGAGAAGAAGGCCCGUUUUCCCUGCCACCGGCACCUCCUCGUUCUCGUCGUCACCGCCGUCCUCUUCUCCGCCGCGGACCUGGCGGCGGCCCAGCUUGCCGCCGGCGACGCGGCCGCAAUGAGGACCCUCGCUAAGUCCCUCGAUCCAGCCAGCAAGCUUGGCUGGUUGGACUCCUCCGACCCCUGCGAUCACUGGGUCGGCGUCCGUUGCUCCGGAGACCGCGUCGUCGCCAUCCAAGUCGGCAACCGAGGCCUCUCCGGCGUCCUCCCGCCGGACAUCCGCAACCUCACCGCCCUCACCCGCCUCGAGCUCAUGAGCAACCGCCUCUCCGGUCCCAUCCCCUCCCUCACCGGCCUCGCGACCCUCGAGACCCUCUUCCUCGCCAACAACAACUUCUCCUCCAUCCCCGGAGACUUCUUCUCCGGCCUCUACUCCCUUACCAACGUCUACCUCGACAACAACCCUUUCGCCGGCUGGAGCAUCCCACCGUCCCUCCGCGACGCCUCCGGCCUCCUCAACUUCUCCGCCAACAUUGCCAACCUCACCGGCACCAUCCCGGACUUCCUCGCCGACGGCUUCCCCAGUUUCUACCACCUCGCCCUCGCCUACAAUUACCUCGAAGGCCCGCUCCCCUCCGCCUUCUCCGGCUUCUCGCUGAGCUCCCUCUGGCUCAACAACCAGAAGGGAAGCCGCCGUCUCUCCGGCAGCAUCGACGUCAUCCGGAACAUGACCAACCUCAAGCGGCUCCAGCUGCAAUCCAAUUCCUUCUCCGGCCCGAUACCCGACCUCUCCCGCCUCGAAAACCUUCAUGACUUGAAUCUUCGCGAUAACAAGCUAACCGGCCCCGUGCCGAGCUCGCUGACUUCGCUCAAGUCUCUUGAGAACGUUAUAUUGACCAAUAAUCUCCUGCAGGGGCCGGUGCCCGUGUUCCCGAAGACAAUGAAGAAGGUGGACCUCGACCCACGUACAGAGAGAUUCUGCGUUGACGAAGUCGGCGUCGACUGCGAUCCCCGGGUGAAUGUGCUGCUCUCCAUUGCCGAGUCCUUUGGCUAUCCUAUUUACCUUGCCGACAAUUGGAGAGGGAAUGAUCCCUGCCAAGGUUUCACGGGGAUUACGUGCGAUCCCAGUGGCAACAUCACCCUCGUCGUCUUGCAGAACUUGGGCCUCAACGGUACCAUCUCGCAGGGCUUCCAGUUGCUGCCUAAGCUGCAGAAGCUGCUUCUCUCUGGUAAUAAUCUCACUGGCACUAUCCCAUCAGAGCUUACUAAUCUGAAGUAUCUCCAGGUAUUGGAUGUGUCUCGCAAUGCACUCUGGGGGAAUGUUCCAAGGUUUGGUGGGAAUGUUUCGGUGAACACGGAUGGGAAUCCGGAUAUUGGAAGAGAUGGUCCUCCACCUCCAAAUUCUGGCUAUGCUGAUGACGGUGGAAGGAAGAAGUCCACAGCAGUCAUGGUGGGCUCUAUCGUUGCUGUGCUCUAUGGUGUUCUCCUGGCUGGCAUUUUGCUGGGUUUCUGCUAUUGCAAGAGAAGGAAGCAGAGUAAACUUCAGAGGGCUAACAAUAUAGUGAUACACCAUCAGCAUUCUGGUUCUGAUAUGAAGCUGUUGAAGGCUACAAUUGCAAGCAAUGAGAGCAGUGCAAACAGGCUCAAGAGCAUUGAACCCGAUAUAGCUGAGCCAGGGAGCAUGGCUGUUUCGAUGCAAUUACUUCGGGAGGUGACGAAUAACUUCAGCGAGGAUAAUAUCUUGGGCUGUGGGGGGUUUGGGACAGUUUAUAAGGGGGAGCUCCAUGAUGGCUCCAUGAUUGCAGUGAAGCGAAUGGAGACCAGGGCGACGGGUUCGAAGGGUUUGCAUCAGUUUAAGUCAGAGAUUUCGGUCCUCACCAACGUCCGGCAUCGGCAUCUGGUGUCCCUCCUUGGCUACUGCUUGGAAGAAAAUGAGAGGAUUCUGAUUUAUGAGUACAUGUCUCAGGGUGAACUCAGUCGCCAUCUUUUUGAUUGGAUGAAAGCAGGAUUGAAGCCACUGGAAUGGAAAAGGAGACUGACCAUUGCAUUGGAUGUAGCCCGUGGUGUAGAGUAUCUACACAAUCUGGCUAAUCGAUGUUUCAUACACAGGGAUCUGAAGCCCUCUAAUAUUCUGCUUGGAGAUAAUAUGAGAGCUAAGGUUGCUGAUUUUGGAUUAGUUCGGCUUGUGCAAGAAGGGAACCAGUCUAUUGAAACUAGGCUUGCUGGAACCUUUGGGUACCUUGAUCCAGAGUAUGCAGUGAUGGGGCGUCUGACCACCAAAGCCGAUGUCUUUAGCUUCGGAGUGAUACUCAUGGAGCUGAUCACUGGUAGGAAAGCAAUCGACAGAGACCUGCCGGAGGAGAGCAUGCACUUGGUGACUUGGUUUCGGAGGAUGCACCUCGAUGAGGAGACCUUCGAGAAGACCGUUGACCCCAAUAUCAUUUUUGAUGAGGAGACCUUCAAGAGCAUAAAGACAGUUGCUGAUUUGUCUUGCUAUUGCACUGUAAGGGAUCCCUACCGGAGGCCAGACAUGGGGUAUGCUGUCAAUGUCCUGUCAUCACUUGCUGGAAUUUGGAAGCCAACUGAUGUUGAAUUGGAGGAUGGUUAUGGUAUUGGCCUUGAAGUUCGAUCACCGCAGGUGUUUAGGAAGUGGCUGGAAUCCACGGACGGUAGCCAAAUGGAUGGCACUGCAUCGUCAUCGUAUAUUCCUAGCACGGACACCUACCAGGGCAGCAUUCAUACAAGAUCCCCAGACUUUACUGAAUCUUUCACCUCAGUAGAUUCAAGAUAGAUCAGAAAUAGAGGAUCUAGUAGAAAAGCUCUUAGUGUAGCAUGUUAAUUCCCUAUUUCCUAGCACCUAGCUAGCCUCUCAUAUACUUCUGAGUUUGGAAGUCUCUUUUCCUAUCUUCCUUUACAUGGUUUCUGAUUUAUAUUUUUUACAUUUUAAUUGUUGCUCCAUGAUAAGCUUGAUUCCUUUUUCUUUUCUUCUUUAAGUUCAGUUAAUGGUAAGAAAAGAUACUUAAACAAGCUUGGUACUUUGCUUCAUGAUUAGGUUUUGUCCAAAUCAAAAAUUCAAAAUGAUGGGUUGUGUUUCAGUGAUUCACAGUGCAUAAACUGAUGUCAAUUAUGGGUGACAUCACCUUCUUUAGUCAUGAUUCCACCAUUGCAUGGUAUGGAGGAUAUCGUUUCCUGCAUGUGUUCACUCAUCUGUUUGUAGUUUGAUAAAUAAUGUUUUUUUUUUCUUUUUCGGUCAUAUGGUUUGAUCUAUGCCUUGGUGGCUGCUCAAAGUUCAAUUGUAAGGAAACAUCACUAUUAUUUUCAUCAUCCAUGUGAUUGAAACAUACAAUAAAAUAGCCUAACAUGUAUCUGUAUUUGCCUUAGAUGAUUGUUUUUAGAGCCACCAUUAACAGGUGGGACUAAUAGUAUAUGGGGGAUGGUUGAGGAAUUUGCCCGGCAUUGCAUCGACAAGUUCCAUGAGGGGUGGAGCUGCUCUUGCGACUUCCAGUUUGCAUCAUUUCAGCUGGUCAAGUGCAGACACCCGGCACUUGGAUUUUGAUGAUAUUAGUUUAGCUGUCGAGACAUUCAUUCCCUUUUCCCCUUAAGUUAUUGCACUUGAUAUAUCAAAACAUUCUUUUGUUGGUUUGUCAUUCUUAACAUCCCCUCUUACCUGUGGAAAUGUCUGAAUUUCAGGGAAUGAAACAGUGAGAGAAGGAAAGAGAUAUCAUGAUAGAGCUAGAAGGAGAUGGAUCGAGGGAAUUUAGACUUUUGAGGAGGAGGAGAGGCAAAGGAGUAUUUAUAUGGACUUUGGAGAAGAAUGGGAACUGGAGCUGUCUAAAAUGGCGUUUUGUAAACGUACAAGAGUUCAGAGGAGGGAGCCGGGACGUUUGUUUUUGAAUGUUGACCGUUGAACGUUUGAUGUUGUGAGCCGGGAAGUAGCGAAGGAGGAGGGGAGGAAUUGAAAACUGGGGCAUGAGCUGGAAAGUCGACCGGGCUUGACCCAACCUGAGUCAACGAUCCAACGGUUCCUAAAUCUUCUUAAUUUCCUACAUGGAAACAUCUGAAUUUUGAAGAUGACCAGUAAAGCCAGUCAUCUAGUGGGCGAAAAAUACAAUUGUAUGUAUUUUUGUGCAUGAAUAUACAUAGUUGCACUAAUAAAUCCAUAAAUACGGUAAAGAUCUAGUUAGAUGACGAUGCUUACAUAAUAUAUAUGGCCAACCCUAGGGUAACCUGGCUUAAAAAUUUUAAAGUGGGAAUUUUAGAGCCUGCUUGGCAUUGCUUUUAUUGGCGAGUUAGUUAAGUGGCGAGUUAGUUAAGUGGGUUCUUAUUUUUUGUUGUUGAUAAAACUAGAUU
This is a messenger RNA of Phoenix dactylifera (date palm), 4352 nucleotides long. Its product is annotated as receptor protein kinase TMK1-like. Gene Ontology annotation, biological process: protein phosphorylation. The record is from RefSeq and is a predicted model, not a curated record. Gene Ontology annotation, molecular function: protein kinase activity; ATP binding. NCBI's taxonomy places the organism in Eukaryota, Viridiplantae, Streptophyta, Magnoliopsida, Arecales, Arecaceae.